Molecule: messenger RNA, 1499 nt
Organism: Cicer arietinum (chickpea)
Lineage: Eukaryota; Viridiplantae; Streptophyta; Magnoliopsida; Fabales; Fabaceae
Product: glycerophosphodiester phosphodiesterase GDPD1, chloroplastic-like
Biological process (GO): glycerophospholipid catabolic process
Molecular function (GO): phosphoric diester hydrolase activity
Source: RefSeq, a predicted model, not a curated record
UAUUCAAGCUUUCUCCCGCACCUUCAUCACAAUCCCUUCUUCAAUCUCUCUCUCUCUCUCUCUCUCUCUCUCUCUGUCUUUCGCAAGACACAAAAACACAUAAUGGCUCUCAAGGCCGUCCACGUCUCCGACGUUCCUUCUCUCGAUCUCGUGCCUGAGAAUCCCUCUCUCUCCCUCCUCUCUUCCCGUUUCCCCAACGGGUUGGAGAUGAACGGUGGUGGAUUCAAGAUGCCAAAGUUCGUUGUAAUUGGACACAGAGGAAACGGUAUGAAUGUCUUGCAAUCUUCGGAUAAGAGAAUGAGAGCCAUCAAAGAAAACUCCAUCAUGUCUUUCAACGCCGCUUCAACGUUUCCCCUUGAUUUCGUUGAAUUUGACGUUCAGGUGACGAAAGAUGACUUCCCAGUCAUUUUCCACGACGACUACAUCUACUCUGAAGACAAUGGUGCUGUAUUUGGGAACAGAAUACCUGAGUUAUCUCUAUCUGAGUUUCUUUCCUAUGGGCUUCAGAGAGAGCCAGGAAUUGAAGGAAAGAUUUUGGUUAGAAAAACAAAGGAUGGCAAGAUAUAUAGAUGGGAUGUUGAACAAGAUGACACACUCUGUACCCUUCAAGAAGCAUUUCUCAAAGUGGAACCUUCUUUGGGUUUUAACAUUGAGUUGAAAUUUGAUGACCAUAUUGUUUAUGAGCAAGCUUAUCUCAUUCAUGUCCUUCAAGCAAUCUUAAAGGUUGUUAUUGAUUAUGCUAAGGAUAGGCCUAUUAUAUUUUCAACUUUUCAACCUGAUGCAGCGGUACUCGUUAGGAAAUUGCAAAGCACAUAUCCAGUUUUCUUUUUGACUAAUGGAGGUUGUGAAAUCUAUGAAGAUUUGAGAAGAAACUCCUUGGAGGAAGCCCUGAAACUCUGUUUGGAGAACGGGUUGGAAGGAAUUGUCUCUGAGAUUAAAGGGAUAUUUAGAAAUCCUGGAGCAGUUACCAAGAUCAAGGAGUCAAAUCUUUCUCUUUUAACAUAUGGCAAAUUAAACAAUGUUCCAGAAGCGGUUUACAUGCAGCACCUAAUGGGAAUCGAUGGGGUGAUAGUAGAUUUUGUGCAAGAAAUAACAGAGGCCGUUGCGGAUAUGAUGAAGCCAGCAAAGAUUGGAGAGGAAGAGGGUUUGAAUGAAGGGAUUGGGAAGGUGCAAGUGAACUCAAAGCCUCAGUUUUCACAACAGGAGCUGUCUUUUCUUUUCAAGCUCAUUCCACAACUAUUGCAGCUCUAACAAAUAAGAGAUGGCUUUUAAUUGAUUUGGCAAAACACGCUGAUCAUAGUUUAGGAGUGAACACAAGUAGUUGAAUUUGGGGACAGUUCAAUGAAUGCUUAAUCCUUUUGUACAUUUAUAUUUUAUUCUCCUCACUUGAGGAUGAAGGAAAUAGUGAUUAUGUAUGAACAAAUAGUUUGGAGGUCCUCCAUUGAAAUUGAAAUGAAAAUAUAGUUCAAAAUUGGCAGAUGCUUUCUUUUGUGCACAAA